UCGAACACCAAAAUCUCAGACAUUCGCUCUUCCACUUCCCACAACAUACACACUCUCUCUCUCCCCCGCUUUCUCUCUCUAAUCCAAUGCUGCUGCAUUGUCCAAAAUAGGAGUUUAGCAGUUGGCGAAGAGAGAAAAUCGGAGAAGAAGCAAGCAUAAAAGAGAAGGCAGCAGUACUGGUAACCGAGAAAGAGGUGGAGAGUUUUUUCGUUUCUCCUUUCUAACUUCUUCCCCUUUCAUUUCCGGCGGCGGCGUUUUGCCUGCCGGUGAAAGGAAUCUAUCUUGACGACACUUAUAUUCUUGUUUUCCAUCAAAUCAUCAUAGCCCAUAUUCAGUUCUUAGUCUAAUCUUGAUCCGCCCAUUGCAGUUUUUCUUCAUUGCGAGGUCCAAUCUUCGUUUGCGUUGCGUCAGCUUGUUACGGAAACAGCAUGGAGAACCUAAAGACUCCGUUCAAGGGAGUAAAAGAUGAUCUUAAAGGCCGGCUGGCAUGCUACAAGAAGGACUGGGUUGAUGCAUGUGGUUCGGGUGCGAGGAUUCUGGCUCCAACAGCAUACAUUUUCUUUGCUUCUGCUCUCCCUGUGAUUGCCUUUGGGGAGCAAUUGAGUCGGGAAACAGAUGGAAGCUUGAGCACCUCUGAGACUCUUCUUUCUACAGCUGUGUGUGGAGUCAUCCAUGCAAUUUUCGGUGGGCAGCCAUUAUUGAUUUUAGGAGUUGCUGAGCCAACCAUUAUAAUGUACACCUACUUGUACAAUAUUGCUGAGAAGAGUAUAGGGAGGCAACUGUAUUUAGCCUGGGCUGGGUGGGUCUGUGUCUGGACCGCUUUGCUGUUGUUCCUUCUUGCUAUAUUCAAUGCUUGUACCAUCAUCACUCGAUUUACAAGGGUGGCAGGGGAACUUUUUGGCAUGUUAAUCACUGUUCUUUUCAUUCAAGAGGCCAUUAAGGGUGUGGUGAGUGAAUUCGAUAUUCCAAAAGGUGAAAACCCCAAUGAAGAGAAAUACCAAUUUCAAUGGCUAUAUGUAAAUGGAUUACUUGCAGUUAUCUUCUCUUUUGGUGUGCUUCUCACCUCCCUGAGAAGCAGAAAAGCUAGGUCCUGGCGAUACGGUACAGGCUGGUUUCGCAGUUUUAUUGCAGACUAUGGGGUCCCUUUGAUGGUUGUUGUAUGGACCGCUUUGUCGUAUGGCAUGCCAGGAAAAGCUCCUGCUGGAGUUCCUAGGAGGCUCUUCUGUCCUCUUCCUUGGGAAUCUGAAUCGUUGUAUCAUUGGACAGUGAUGAAGGAUAUGGCAAAAGUGCCAGUGGGGUAUAUUUUUGCUGCCUUCAUACCUGCUGUGAUGAUCGCAGCUCUAUACUUUUUCGAUCACAGUGUAGCUGCACAGCUGGCACAACAGAAGGAAUUCAAUUUGAAAAAUCCGCCUGCUUACCAUUACGAUAUCCUAUUGCUGGGAGUCAUGACUUUGAUUUGUGGAUUACUUGGACUUCCUCCUUCGAACGGUGUCCUUCCACAGUCGCCUAUGCAUACUAGGAGUCUUGCGGUCCUUAAGAGGCAGAUGAUACGGGAGAAAAUGGUGAAGAGCGCGAAGGAGGGCAUGCAAGAGCAAGCAAGCCACUCUGAGAUUUAUGGGCGAAUGCAUGCAGUGUUUGUCGAGAUGGAGAGUGCACCAUCUCAUACGACAGAAAAAGAUUUGGCCAACUUGAGAGAAGCUGUCUUGAAACACGACGAUGAAGAUACGAAUGGCAAAUUUGAUCCAGAAAAGUGCAUCGACCUCCACUUGCCUGUUCGAGUAAACGAGCAAAGAGUUAGCAAUCUGCUACAAUCCAUACUUGUUGGGCUCGCCGUAUGUGCUAUGCCUGUUAUCAAGAUGAUACCUACAUCAGUUUUGUGGGGAUACUUUGCCUACAUGGCCAUCGACAGUCUCCCAGGUAAUCAAUUCUGGGAGAGGGUUUUGCUGCUCUUUGUUCCUGCUGGUCGUCGUUUCAAAGUCAUCCAAGAGUCCCAUGCUUCGUAUGUGGAGUCGGUGCCAUUCAAGUACAUCAUGAUGUUCACAAUCUUUCAGAUUGUCUAUUUUUUGGUGUGUUUCGGAAUCACAUGGAUACCUAUUGCUGGAAUACUGUUUCCACUACCGUUCUUCCUUCUAAUAAGCAUAAGAGAGCACAUUCUUCCCAAGUUUUUUCCACCUCAUCAUCUUCAGGACUUAGAUGCAUCUGAGUAUGAAGAAAUCAUCGGACGUUCAUUCAGGACCAAGAGUCUAUCUCUCAAGGAUAGAGAACUACCUGAUAGUGAUGAUGACGAAGGUGCUGAUGUAUCCUCUGCUGAAAUACUGGAUGAGAUGACGACGCACAGAGGAGAAUUGAAGCAUCGGUCUGUGAGCUUCAACGACAGGCAGCUUCAGGUUAUUCCAGAAGAUUCUGCUCGGGUUUAGGCUUGAUUCCCCAUCCCCAUCAAGAUGCUUAUCUUAGCAAAUCAUAUACAUUACUAUAACAUAAGAAGAACGAGGAACGGCAGGCUGAAAGAGAAUAGGAAACGAAGAAAGAAGGGAUAAGAAUAGCCUCUCCACAUAGUUUAGGAACUAUGAAGGUAAUUUUGCAUGAAGUUGCACAAUCCCUUCAUUGUUUCUUGCAUUUCGAGCAGCCAUGUAAAAAGAAUGAUAUUCUCAAGAGAAAGAAACGAGGUGAAAGUACUCAAGCCUACUACAUACUGUCUUGUGUAGCAGACGGGCGAUAAAGAUUAGAAAUUAACUAUUUUUUUGGGCAUACCAUACUAUACUAUACUUCUGAUUUUUCCUGGGAAAUUUAGAGAGAUGAAGUGAAUUUAUUCCUUUUCCUAGCUCAGUUCAUUUUCCAUAGUCGCCUAUUUAUUACAUUAGUAGUUUUGGUUCAGGCUAAGAUACCUUAAAAUAUUUCAUGGUUGA
Messenger RNA from Sesamum indicum (sesame), 2906 nucleotides. Its product is annotated as boron transporter 4. Gene Ontology annotation, cellular component: plasma membrane. Gene Ontology annotation, molecular function: solute:inorganic anion antiporter activity. Lineage: Eukaryota; Viridiplantae; Streptophyta; Magnoliopsida; Lamiales; Pedaliaceae. Gene Ontology annotation, biological process: transmembrane transport; monoatomic anion transport; monoatomic ion homeostasis. The record is from RefSeq and is a predicted model, not a curated record.